AUGUCACUAUUAUCAUCGUCCCGUGUUAUGGACCUAACACAUAUAAUUACUGAAGAUAUGCCAACAUGGGACGAAGGUAUUGGUUUUACUCAAGAACAAACACAUUUUCUUGAUGUUCAUGGUUAUAGUAUACAUCAAUUGAACUUUAAGAAAGCCGGCUUAGGUACUCAUUUUGAUAGUGCUGCACAUUUUUUCGAUGGAAAACGAUGGGUACGUACGGUACAUGAGUAUCCAGUUGCAGAAUUAAUAUCACCAGCAGUUGUAAUUAAUGUUAGCCAACAAACCGAACGUAAUAAAGAUUAUCAAAUCACACAGCAAGAUAUUAUUAAUUGGGAAAAAGUGCAUGGAAGUAUACAGAGUGGUUCAUUCGUUAUUGCUAAUACUGGUUGGAGUAAAUAUUGGAAUGAUCCGGUAAAAUUUUUAGGUUUCGAUGAAAAUAAGAUACGCCAUUUUCCUGGAUGGGGAGAAGAAUCUGCACAAUAUUUACUUGACAAAGGUGUACGCGGUUUGGGUAUUGAUGCAGUCAGUAUUGAUGCUGGUAAUAAUAUUAAUUUUGAUGCGCAUAGGGUAUUUUUAAAAGCAGAUAAAUAUUUGGUAGAGAAUAUCAAUAUUGGUACAGAAACUAACAAUACAUUACCGGACAUCGGUGCAACUGUCUUCGUUUUACCAAUACCAAUCAAAAACUGUAGUGAAGCACCAGCAAGAGUUAUAGCAUAUGUAUAA
This is a messenger RNA of Didymodactylos carnosus, 723 nucleotides long. The record is from the annotation of a GenBank genome assembly. NCBI's taxonomy places the organism in Eukaryota, Metazoa, Rotifera, Eurotatoria, Philodinida, Philodinidae.